Budorcas taxicolor (takin) is the source of this 1995-nucleotide messenger RNA. It is a transcript of the gene HOXC9, whose product is annotated as homeobox C9. Bases 551 to 1333 code for a protein of 260 amino acids. Gene Ontology annotation, molecular function: RNA polymerase II cis-regulatory region sequence-specific DNA binding; DNA-binding transcription factor activity, RNA polymerase II-specific. The record is from RefSeq and is a predicted model, not a curated record. The transcript is spliced from 2 exons. Gene Ontology annotation, biological process: proximal/distal pattern formation; regulation of transcription by RNA polymerase II; anterior/posterior pattern specification. Gene Ontology annotation, cellular component: nucleus. Lineage: Eukaryota; Metazoa; Chordata; Mammalia; Artiodactyla; Bovidae.
GCGCAGAGACUGCGGGAGCGUCGGGACCGACAGAGACGGAUUACGUCAAGAAAUAGUUCCUCCACCUACCUCGGCCGUCCUCUCCGCCCCUGCGGGGCUCCAGCGCCCAGCUCAGCCCCGAGGGUCCGGGAACCCUGGCUUCGGGGACUGGCAUUGGCACCCCAUUAAGAAAUUGUCCCGGGGUGGGGGCGGAGGCCAUCUGCUUAUGGGUGGACACCGGCAGGGGCUUCUGUGCUGAGAUGGCGAGUUGUCCUGAAGGGGCGGCGGGUCCUUGGGUCCAGAGUUGCGGACCCCCAGGAAAACGCAGGUCGCGGGGAUCAGCAGAGAGAAGGGGGUGGGAGAAGGGGGAAAAAAAAGCCAGGAAAAAAAGCCCCUGCGCAUUGAUCCGCGCCGUAUUUUUGGGUAAAUACGAUCACGUGGGGGCCAGGGAACCAAUGAGCUGAGGGGAAAAGGCUGGAAAAAUAAUUACCUGCCUUGAUUGUUCUGUGAGCAGAUAAAAAGUACAUAUACAGUUCAUACAAUAAUCUUAUGUAUGUAAAACCCUGUUACGAUGUCGGCGACGGGGCCCAUCAGUAACUAUUACGUGGACUCGCUCAUCUCUCACGACAAUGAAGACCUCCUAGCGUCCAGGUUUCCGGCCACAGGGGCUCACCCCGCCGCCGCCAGACCCAGCGGUUUGGUGCCGGACUGUAGCGAUUUUCCGUCCUGUAGCUUCGCGCCCAAGCCGGCAGUGUUCAGCACGUCGUGGGCGCCCGUGCCCUCGCAGUCGUCCGUGGUCUACCACCCGUACGGCCCCCAGCCCCACCUCGGCGCCGACACGCGCUACAUGCGGACUUGGCUCGAGCCGCUGUCCGGCGCCGUCUCCUUCCCCAGCUUCCCGGCCGGGGGCCGUCACUACGCCCUCAAGCCGGACGCCUACCCCGGGCGCCGCGCCGACUGCGGCCCGGGCGACGGCCGCAGCUACCCGGACUACAUGUACGGCUCGCCCGGGGAGCUGCGCGACCGCGCCCCGCAGACCCUGCCCUCGCCCGAGGCGGACGCCCUCGCCGGCAGCAAGCACAAAGAGGAGAAGGCCGACCUGGACCCCAGCAACCCCGUGGCCAACUGGAUUCACGCCCGUUCCACGAGGAAGAAGCGCUGCCCGUACACCAAGUACCAGACGCUGGAACUGGAGAAGGAGUUUCUCUUCAAUAUGUAUUUAACCAGGGACCGUCGGUACGAGGUGGCCCGGGUUCUCAACCUCACCGAGCGGCAGGUCAAAAUCUGGUUUCAGAAUCGGAGGAUGAAGAUGAAAAAGAUGAAUAAAGAGAAAACCGACAAGGAGCAAUCCUAAACCCUGCCCCAGCCUGCUGCCUCGCACAGCCAAGGGAAAAACAAAACAAAACAAAAAACCCACAAAAUACCCCAGCCCAGGCGGGAGACAGCACUGAAAGAAAAAAGGAAAGAGCAAGAUAGAGAAAAGCCAAUCGGUUUAAAAAGGAAAAAAAAAAAAAAAAGGGAAGGGGAAAAGGAAAACUCUUGCUAUUUGGGAGGGUUCAGUGUUGAGAAAUUGGUGUUUUAGAGUUAGUUCUACCCAGCGAGGAGGAGGAGGAGGCGGGGAGAGAAACCGCGUUCUCUUCUCCCAGCGCAACUGAAAUAAAUGACACACACAAAUGUGAUUUUUUUUUCUCCUUUCUUCAGAGAAGCCAGUACUUGAAUCGCUAUAUUUCUAUUUUUUUUCAUGUAUUGUAUUUGGUCCGGGCCAUCGUUCCCCAGGCCUGGGGUGCUCUGUGUGCAGAUUUUGUACAAACACACACACGCGCACACACACAACAUACACAAGUAUGCUUCCCAGCCCAGGAGCUAAAAGGCGAGGGCCGGGGACCAUGCCGCAGGCUGGGUCCAGCGGCACAGGCCGGCGCCUCUGGAGUGUACAUAGCAGUCUCCUCUCAUCCUCAGAGUCGGUCCUGUAACGUGCUUCUGUUUGUUAUGGUAGAACAGCUCUGUGUUAAUAUA